GCCAGGGCCCCGGCAUUGGCGACAGGGUGCGUGAGCCCGCGCACGGCUAGCGGUUCCCGCAGCGGCUCUGGGUGCGGAGCGGCCCGACGGACCCGGGCGCAGGGCGCGCAGCCCGGGCGCUGAGGAGGCGCGCGGAGAACCGCACCGGCGCCGCCAGCUCGCGACCCGACGUGCGCGCAGCGGCCCCGGGCCGAUCUGGUACAUCAUAAAUUGGUCUAAAAUGGCUGGGCCUUUAUCUGAGUAAGUCACUGAAUCCAUCCCAGAAGCUCUGCAUCCAGGUGCAUUUGGCAUUAGUAUCUGAGAUUAAUUAACCCAGGAGAUCAAAAUGAUCCUCAAUUCUUCCACUGAAGAUGGUAUUAAAAGAAUCCAAGAUGACUGCCCCAAAGCUGGACGGCACAAUUACAUAUUUGUCAUGAUCCCUACUUUAUACAGCAUCAUCUUUGUGGUGGGGAUAUUUGGAAACAGCUUGGUGGUGAUUGUCAUUUACUUUUACAUGAAAGUGAAGACUGUGGCCAGUGUUUUUCUUUUGAAUUUAGCACUGGCUGACUUAUGCUUUUUACUGACUUUGCCACUGUGGGCCGUCUAUACUGCUAUGGAAUACCAUUGGCCCUUUGGCAAUUACCUAUGUAAGAUCGCUUCAGCCAGUAUCAGUUUCAACCUCUAUGCCAGUGUGUUUCUACUCACAUGUCUAAGCAUUGAUCGCUACCUGGCUAUUGUUCAUCCAAUGAAGUCCCGCCUUCGGCGCACAAUGCUUGUGGCCAAAGUCACCUGCAUCACUAUUUGGCUGCUGGCUGCCUUGACCAGUUUGCCAACUAUAAUCCACCGAAAUGCAUUUUUCAUUGAAAACACCAAUAUCACAGUGUGUGCUUUCCAUUACGAAUUCAAAAAUUCAACCCUCCCCAUAGGGCUGGGCCUAACCAAGAAUAUACUGGGUUUCUUAUUUCCUUUUCUGAUCAUUCUUACAAGUUAUACUCUUAUUUGGAAGGCCCUAAAGAAGGCGUAUGAAAUUCAGAAGAACAAGCCAAGAAAUGAUGAUAUUUUCAAGAUAAUUAUGGCAAUUGUGCUUUCCUUUUUCUUCUCGUGGGUUCCCCAUCAAAUAUUCACUUUCUUGGAUGUUCUGAUUCAGCUGGACAUCAUACAUGACUGUAAAAUCAUAGAUAUUGUCGACACCGCCAUGCCCAUCACUAUUUGCAUAGCUUAUUUUAACAAUUGCCUUAAUCCUCUCUUCUAUGGCUUUCUUGGGGAAAAAUUUAAAAAAUAUUUUCUCCAGCUUCUGAAAUACAUGCCCCCAAAGGCCAAGUCCCACUCAAGUCUAUCCACAAAAAUGAGCAUGCUUUCCUACCGCCCCUCAGAUAAUGGAAACUCCUCCACCAAGAAGCCUGCCCCAUGUAUUGAGGUUGAGUAACACACGUGAAAACUGUCUGUGACAUAAUCUUGUGGAAAAAGGAGCAAGAGAAGCAUUCCUCUACAGCACUUCUCUACGAAAUAAGCAUCAGCUACUGUUCAGAAACUUAAGAAGAAAGUGAAUUAUGUGGACUGAACUGACUUUUCUAAAGCUCUGAACAAAAAUUUUCCUUUGCAACAAAAUGAAGCAAAGCCACAUUUGUCACAUUUUGCCUAAGAUAGAUGUUGGCUGCUCAAAGGCCAAUGUCAGAAACUGGAUAACUGCGUUGAUUUGGAAACAUUUUACUGGUGGAAAUGCCAUCUCCCCAGUCUGCUCUUGUUCUGUUAUUUUUUAUUUCCACAUAAAGGUGUUUAGAAUAUGUUAAACUUUUAGAAGAUCAGCAGGGGAUCAGAGCUCAAACUUGCUCUCCCCAGUGUCCAAAGGGCAGUAAAGUUUUUGUGCUUAGCCAUUAGCAACUGUGGUUCACUUGUACCUGCUACCACACAUCACAUUUACUACAAAGACUUGCUGAGCAGUGGUUGUAAAGUUUCAAAACUUGUGAAAUUCAGCCAUUGUCUUACUGAUUCACACUGCCAAAACAUGCCAGCUAAAUGGCUUAUUUGUAUAAUGCUGUUACUAAAGUCACCUAUAAAAGUAAAACUACUUAUAAAGAUGUUAACUCUUGUCCCAGGUCAUAGUGUCUUUCUAGUCACUACUUUCAUUUCAUAUCUGAGAAGUAUAUACACUUUACUUCUGGUAAAAAGAUUAUAUAUCAUAAAGUAUGCCUUACUGUUUUAAAAAGUAUAUAUUCUACCUAUGUAUGUAUAUGUACAUCUAUAUCUCUAAAUUGUUGUUACUUUAUUAAAAUCUGAUAAAGUUAUAUUUACAUUAAAAUAAAGUAAU
This is a messenger RNA of Eptesicus fuscus (big brown bat), 2287 nucleotides long. RefSeq names its product angiotensin II receptor type 1 (gene AGTR1). The coding region runs from base 326 to 1405 and encodes 359 amino acids. Gene Ontology annotation, molecular function: angiotensin type II receptor activity. The record is from RefSeq and is a predicted model, not a curated record. Gene Ontology annotation, biological process: regulation of vasoconstriction; G protein-coupled receptor signaling pathway; immune response. Gene Ontology annotation, cellular component: membrane. The transcript is spliced from 3 exons. Lineage: Eukaryota; Metazoa; Chordata; Mammalia; Chiroptera; Vespertilionidae.